CCUUUUCACGCGUAUAAAACUUUGCAGAAGAGUUUGCCGACCUGCACGUCCUGUCAGUCCUCCUGGAGGAGAGCGAGGUCCCAGAGAGGGAGAGAGAGAUUGAAGCGAGGGGCUCGCACGCGACACAAAAGUGGUGCCUCCACUCGACUACACAACCUUCCGGCAUGGACAACGCGCACAUGAAAGAGUCCCAGGAUGUUCUGUCCUACUUUGGCAUCGCCGAGGACACGGGCCUCUCGCCCGAGCAGUUCAAGAAGAACCUGGACAAGUAUGGCUACAACGAGCUGCCAGCGGAGGAAGGAAAGACCAUCUGGGAGUUGGUCGCGGAACAGUUUGAGGACCUGCUUGUCCGAAUCUUACUGCUGGCCGCCUGCAUCUCUUUUGUGCUGGCCUGGUUCGAAGAAGGUGAAGAAACUGUCACAGCCUUUGUUGAGCCUUUUGUCAUCCUCCUCAUCCUCAUCGCCAAUGCUGUGGUGGGAGUGUGGCAGGAGCGCAACGCCGAGAGCGCCAUCGAGGCCCUGAAGGAGUAUGAGCCGGAGAUGGGCAAAGUGUACCGGUCGGACAGGAAGAGCGUGCAGAGGAUCAAGGCCAGGGAGAUAGUUCCUGGCGACGUGGUGGAGGUGUCUGUCGGCGACAAAGUACCAGCAGACAUCAGGAUCAUCUCCAUCAAGUCAACAACUCUGCGUGUGGACCAGUCCAUUCUCACCGGUGAGUCGGUCAGUGUCAUCAAGCACACCGACGCCGUCCCGGACCCCCGAGCUGUCAACCAGGACAAGAAGAACAUGCUGUUCUCCGGCACCAACAUCGCUGCCGGCAAGGCCACCGGCAUCGCCGUGGCAACGGGCGUCUCCACCGAGAUCGGCAAGAUCCGGGACCAGAUGGCCGCCACCGAGCAGGAGAAGACUCCCCUGCAGCAGAAACUGGACGAGUUUGGGGAGCAGCUGUCCAAGGUCAUCUCCCUCAUCUGCGUGGCCGUUUGGAUCAUCAACAUCGGCCAUUUCAACGACCCGGUCCACGGGGGCUCCUGGUUCCGCGGCGCUAUUUACUAUUUCAAGAUCGCGGUGGCUCUGGCUGUGGCCGCCAUCCCUGAAGGUCUGCCUGCCGUCAUCACCACCUGCCUGGCCCUGGGAACGCGACGCAUGGCCAAGAAGAACGCCAUCGUCCGAAGCCUUCCCUCCGUGGAGACCCUGGGUUGCACCUCGGUCAUCUGCUCUGACAAGACCGGGACCCUCACCACCAAUCAGAUGUGUGUGACCAAGAUGUUCAUUAUCGACAAAGUGGACGACGGGAAUGUCACUCUCGGCCAGUUCGACAUCUCCGGCUCCAAAUACACGCCCGAGGGAGAAGUUACCAGGAAAGGUCUGAAUGUCAAGUGCGGCCAGUUUGACGGACUGGUGGAGCUGGCCACCAUCUGCGCUCUUUGCAACGACUCCUCUCUGGACUACAACGAGUCCAAGGGCAUCUACGAGAAGGUGGGCGAGGCCACUGAAACGGCGCUGAGCUGCUUGGUGGAGAAGAUGAACGUGUUCAACACGGAAGUGCGGAGCCUGUCCAAGGUGGAGCGAGCCGACGCCUGCUGCAGCGUUAUCAAGCAGUUGAUGAGGAAGGAGUUCACGCUGGAGUUUUCCAGGGACAGGAAGUCCAUGUCGGUCUACUGCUCUCCCGCCAAGUCCGGCAAAGGCCCGGUGGGGAACAAGAUGUUUGUCAAGGGCGCGCCAGAGGGUGUGAUCGAGCGUUGCACGUACGUCCGCGUAGGCGCCACUCGUCUCCCCCUGACCGGGCCGGUCAAAGAGCACAUCAUGGCCGUCAUCAAGGAGUGGGGCACGGGGCGUGAUACCCUGCGCUGCCUGGCGCUGGCCACGUGCGACUCCCCUCUCAGGAAGGAGGAGAUGAACCUGGAGGAGUCCAGCAGGUUUGCCGACUACGAGACUGACCUGACCUUUGUGGGCUGCGUUGGCAUGCUGGACCCUCCUCGCAAGGAAGUCAUGAGCUCCAUCCAGCUGUGCCGAGCUGCUGGCAUCCGUGUCAUCAUGAUCACCGGGGACAACAAGGGGACCGCGGUGGCAAUCUGCCGCCGCAUCGGUAUCUUCUCCGAGGACGAGGACGUCUCCAGCAAGGCCUUCACCGGCCGCGAGUUCGACGACCUGUCUCUGCACGACCAGAAGAACGCCGUCCGAAAGGCGUGUUGCUUCGCCAGGGUGGAGCCGUCCCACAAGUCGAAAAUCGUGGAGUUCCUCCAAGGCUUCGAUGAGAUCACGGCCAUGACCGGCGACGGUGUGAACGACGCCCCCGCCUUGAAGAAGGCGGAGAUCGGCAUCGCCAUGGGCUCUGGCACCGCCGUUGCCAAGUCGGCCUCUGAGAUGGUCCUGGCCGACGACAACUUCUCUUCCAUCGUCUCGGCCGUGGAGGAGGGCAGAGCCAUCUACAACAACAUGAAGCAGUUCAUCCGCUACCUCAUCUCCUCCAACGUGGGCGAGGUGGUCUGUAUCUUCCUGACUGCGGCCCUGGGUCUGCCCGAGGCGCUGAUCCCGGUCCAGUUGUUGUGGGUCAACCUCGUGACUGAUGGGCUCCCGGCCACCGCUUUGGGCUUCAACCCUCCAGACCUGGACAUCAUGGGCAAAGCCCCUCGAUCCCCCAAAGAGCCCCUGAUCUCUGGCUGGCUCUUCUUCAGAUAUCUGGCCAUCGGAGGUUAUGUUGGUGCAGCGACGGUUGCUGCUGCUGCCUGGUGGUUCUUGUACAGCGAAGACGGCCCACUGGUCACUUUCCAUCAGCUGUCCCACUUCAUGCAGUGCAGCGACGACAACGAGGACUUCAGUGGGAUCCGCUGUGAGGUGUUUGAGGCGUCUCCUCCCAUGACCAUGGCUCUGUCCGUGCUGGUCACCAUCGAGAUGUGCAACGCUCUCAACAGCUUGUCGGAGAACCAGUCCCUGGUGCGCAUGCCGCCUUGGAGCAACUUGUGGCUGGUGGCCGCCAUGACCCUGUCCAUGUCCCUGCACUUCAUGAUCAUCUACGUGGACCCCCUGCCCAUGAUCUUCAAGCUGACUCACUUGACGGUGGAGCAGUGGGUGGUGGUGAUGAAGCUCUCUCUCCCGGUCAUCCUCAUCGACGAGGUCCUCAAGUUUGUGGCUCGCACUUACCUGGAAGGAAAAGUCUGAAGAGGAUGAAAGAACGCCAGCGUGAUCAAAGUCUACCAAAUAUGCAGAAAUGAUAUUGAAAUUGAAAUGUAGGUCAGAGUAUAUCAUUGAAAUGAUUCAAUGUUAGUGUUAGUGUAUAUUUCUUCUCAGUAAUAGUCAUGACUAUCAUCUUGUGCUGCAAUAAAGUUUAUUGUUGGUAAA
This is a messenger RNA of Nerophis ophidion (straightnose pipefish), 3335 nucleotides long. RefSeq names its product sarcoplasmic/endoplasmic reticulum calcium ATPase 1-like. Gene Ontology annotation, biological process: calcium ion transmembrane transport; intracellular calcium ion homeostasis. The record is from RefSeq and is a predicted model, not a curated record. Gene Ontology annotation, cellular component: membrane. NCBI's taxonomy places the organism in Eukaryota, Metazoa, Chordata, Actinopteri, Syngnathiformes, Syngnathidae. Gene Ontology annotation, molecular function: ATP hydrolysis activity; P-type calcium transporter activity; ATP binding. Bases 165 to 3155 code for a protein of 996 amino acids. The transcript is spliced from 25 exons.